UGAACUGUAUUUUAGAACUCAUCUACAUUUAAAAUGCCCCCCGCAGUUGGAGGUCCAGUUGGAUACACCCCCCCAGAUGGCGGCUGGGGGUGGGCCGUGCUAGUAGGAGCUUUCAUUUCCAUUGGCUUCUCUUAUGCAUUUGCCAAAUCCAUUACUGUGUUCUUCAAAGAAAUCGAAGGUAUAUUCAAUGCUUCAAGUAGUGAAGUGUCAUGGAUAUCCUCCACCAUGCUGGCUGUCAUGUAUGCUGGAGGUCCCAUCAGCAGCGUCCUGGUGAACAAAUACGGCAGUCGCCCGAUCAUGAUGGCUGGCGGCUGCUUGUCAGGCCUUGGCUUGGUUGCAGCGUCUUUCUGUAACACCGUGCAGGGACUUUACGUGUGCAUUGGAGUCAUUGGAGGUCUUGGGCUUGCCUUCAACUUGAAUCCUGCUCUGACCAUGAUUGGCAAGUAUUUCUACAAAAAACGGCCACUGGCGAAUGGACUGGCGAUGGCAGGCAGCCCCGUGUUCCUCUCCACCCUGGCCCCCCUCAAUCAGGUUCUCUUUAAUAUCUUUGGCUGGAGAGGAAGCUUCCUGAUCCUUGGGGGCUUGCUGCUAAACUGCUGUGUAGCUGGGUCGUUGAUGCGACCGAUAGGGCCCCCGGCGACCAGCGCGGGGAGGGAGAAGUUGAAACAGUCCCUCCAGGAAGCUGGAAAGUCGGAUGCAAAAAAAGAGUUAGGUGAUGCAAAUACAGAUUUAAUUGGAGGAAACCCCAAGGUGGAGAAACGAUCAGUCUUCCAAACAAUUAAUAAAUUCCUGGACUUUUCCUUAUUCAAGCACAGAGGCUUUUUGCUGUACCUCUUUGGAAAUACACUCAUGUUUUUUGGACUGUUUGCCCCUUUGGUCUUCCUUAGUAAUUAUGGCAAGAGUCAACAUUUCCCUAGCGAGAAGGCCGCCUUCCUUCUUUCCAUUCUGGCUUUCGUUGACAUGGUAGCCAGACCGUCUAUGGGACUUGUGGCCAACACAAGGUGGAUAAGACCGCGAGUCCAGUACUUCUUCGCCGCCUCUUGUAUUGCAAACGGAGUGUGUCAUAUGCUGGCACCUUUGUCCACCACCUACCUUCAUUUCUGUGUUUAUGCUGGAUUCUUUGGAUUUGCCUUUGGAUGGCUCAGCUCGGUAUUGUUUGAAACACUGAUGGACCUCGUUGGCCCUCAGCGGUUCUCCAGCGCUGUGGGGUUGGUGACCAUUGUGGAAUGCUGUCCUGUCCUCCUGGGGCCACCGAUGUUAGGCCGUCUCAAUGAUCUGUAUGGCGACUACAAGUACACGUACUGGGCGUGUGGCAUCAUCCUUAUCGUCGCGGGCAUUUACCUCUUCAUCGGCAUGGGCAUCAAUUAUCACCUUCUGGCAAGAGAGCAGGAAGCCGAGAAGCAAAGAGAGGAAAAUAAAGAGGAGGAGAUCAAUAUAGAUAUUGUUGACAAACCAAAGGAAGUGAUUGAUUCAACAGAAUCUCAAGAGCAGAAAAGCAUAGACGGAAGCCCCAAAGAAGAGGAGAAUCAAAUCUGAACCAGGGGCCAACGGGUAAAUGGAGCAGCUUGUGACCCAAGAGAGCUAAAACACUCUGCAGGCCUGCAACCCACCACUGGUGCUCAAUGCAAGUGUGGACAUCAUAGCAAGUGUUCAUUGGUGGGGUUUUUGUUUCACUCCUUCCCAGCAGCCUGAAUUAAACAUGAAUUGUCCUCUUAGGGAGGGAGUGGUUGGCAGGUUGGCAAAGAGUGAGGGAAGGAAGUCUUUUUUUUUUUUUUGGUUAAUGUUAGCUUUUAACAGUGUCAUGAAGAUUAUAAUAUGUGCCUUAAGUUUAGUCUUUAGACUCUUUAGGGGAGCCUUAACUUUUUAAACCAUUCUAUUGAAUUCAUCUAUGUUAACUGUUUCAUUAAAAGGAAAGCUAACUUAUUUUGAGGCAAAUCUAAAAUUUUAAAGUAAUCUUGCUUCAUUGUUAUUUGUAAUGUAUUGGUAGGCAUUCUCACUGGAAGAUUGCUGAGCAGAAAUAUUGGCUGAAAACUGGGGCUUAUGAGACUCCCCCUACCAAAGGCCUCUUAGCAUUGUCAAUAGUUGCCUGGCACAUGGGCCUGCUAGCUAUAUAUUUAGGAAAUUGAAAUCAUAAAACUUUGGAAACUUCUUGGCCGUUCUAGACACAGUAUAGGUAUCAUCACAUCUCCAGUAUCUUUUCAUGGGAUGCUUAUUAGAUGUCAUUAAAUUGAUAUCAUAAAAUUACUAUUUUUGCUCCCCUUUUCAGAGACACAUCUUGGGUGAUUAUAGAUCACUUAGUAUUAUUUUUUCACUGUUAAAGUUUGUAUUAAAAUAUGCCAAACUAUAUAUUUGUGCCUCUGUAGUAAAUACAACAUACCUAAUUAAAUGUAGACAGCUAUUUCAAACAGCAGCUGGAUUCAGCUAAGGUUUUUCUAGAUCCUCAGUAAAACUGUGAGAGUUGGAUUUUUUUUGUUUGUUUGCUUUCCUGGAAUUUUGCCCUUUGAUUCAUAGUGGUUUCUAGGUUUAUCUGCCAUCUACCUUAGAGCUAUGAGUGAGGUAUUCAGUCUGUGUGUGUGUGUGUGUGUGUGUGUGUGUGUUCUCCCUGGUGUUUGCUAGUUAAAGAGGGAUAUGACCAAUAAGGAUAAGAUUGGGAGGGAAGUUGCUAAGUUUUAAUACAUAACUCCUUUUAUUUUUUUUCUGAGGCCUUAAGUUAGAAUUAUGGACAUAUCCUUAUUCUCCAUGCAUACCUAAAAUUUUUGUGACCCUUUUCAAUUACUAAAGAGAUGGGUUCAGUUAAGGAUAGGAGGGAGGACGGACCAGAAUGAAAAUUGUAAUGUUUUUAAAACUAAUUUUUUGAAGUGAGGCAGGAAGAUAAUGCUAAUAAGACAUUGAAUGAAUUAUAGUCAAUACAUUUUAAAAUAUUGUAAUUAAUAGAAUGAAAGUGUAGAUAGGUACAAAACCUUGUGUAAGAGGCUGACUUUUUUAAAUAAACAGUUUUUUAGAAAUGUUUCUUCAAAUGUUUAUUUUCUUGAGGAAAACAUUUCUGUGUCUUUAUUUUCAUUAUCAAGUUUCAGUUUGUCCUUUGCUGAUAUGAAAUAAUUCAGCUUUUGUACUUUGGGAUUUGUUUAUAUGCUUAUUUUAUUAUGAUUCUUCCUUGAGACAAAUAGGAGGGGAACGUUGAAACCACCUCUCUGAAAGCGCUAGAUAAACCUCCGCAAGGGAGGUGCCAUUUCCUUCCGGGCAGCUGCCUUGGGCUAUAAGUCCCAUAACGCCACCAACCAGGCCUCCGGCUAGGACAGCUGCUGGGGGCCGGGGCAGGAGCUGAGCAGCCUGUCUGGCUCAGUAAUCCAGGAAGCAGGCGGGCCCUCUCCUUUCUGCAGCUUGACUUGCACCCUGGUACUGCUGGGAAGGAGCCUUGCAGGAGAGACGUGGAGGACAGACAUGAGGGGACCUGGAAGACACCUGUAGGUGACAGACACACGGGGAAGCUGCUCUUGGCAGAGACAGCGGCAGCAGCCGUUGCCGUGCUGUGUCUCCUACCCAGCCCUCCGGGCUUGCUGACCCCUUUCUUGUGGGACACUACAAGAAAGUACUUUAGACUUGGGACAAAACUUCAGGCCUUGCCUGCCCUGUUUCAAGCCAACCCUGUUUGGGCAUUUGCCCCACAUGGGGAUGGGUAAUUUGGAGUUUUACUGAGAAACUAUUACUAGGAGUGUUCUCGCUUUUCCUCCUUCUGUGCAUGUUAAUUCUAUUAAAUAUCUUUCACACUAAGAGUCUGCUUUUGCCUUUAUGCACAAAGAUAUCCUAGUUCCUUUCAGAGUAUGUAUCCCUUGGCAGCCUGGGAUUCCUGGGUACCCUUCGGGGACACUGUAACAAAAACAUCCAGAGCAGUUACCAUUUCUGUGCCCGAGUGUUGUGGCAGGAGGAGGGGCUCUAUGGAAGAAGCCUGCUGUGGCACCCUUAGCGUCAGUGUGGACUGUGCCAUAUUCCACAGACUUAACAUAAUCUGUUUGCUUUUCCCUUCUAUAAAAAUAGAAUUACAAUAAGGGAGGUAAUAUAAGUAAAGGGAAUGUGACUUUUUUUUAACAUAAAGAAAUUAUAUAGUGUACUUUUCUCCCAUUGCAAUUGUUGAGCUAAAUCCACAUUUUAGAUCCUACUUAGUUUUUGUUCAGUCAUUGAACUUGUUUAGCUGAAUGGGAGGUUGUGACAUGGACUUAAGUUUUGAAAUUGCUAUUAUUCAGAAACAAGGUUAAAAACUCGCUCAAGCCCUCCCUGGUGGCACAGCGGGUUAAAGCACAGCACUGAGAAGCUAAAGCCGCUUCCACAUGAGUUCGA
Molecule: messenger RNA, 4335 nt
Organism: Condylura cristata (star-nosed mole)
Lineage: Eukaryota; Metazoa; Chordata; Mammalia; Eulipotyphla; Talpidae
Gene: SLC16A1
Product: solute carrier family 16 (monocarboxylate transporter), member 1
Exons: 4
Coding region: 34-1536 (500 amino acids)
Biological process (GO): monocarboxylic acid transport; transmembrane transport
Cellular component (GO): membrane
Molecular function (GO): monocarboxylic acid transmembrane transporter activity
Source: RefSeq, a predicted model, not a curated record